Messenger RNA from Plutella xylostella (diamondback moth), 870 nucleotides. Its product is annotated as 15-hydroxyprostaglandin dehydrogenase [NAD(+)]. Gene Ontology annotation, molecular function: oxidoreductase activity, acting on the CH-OH group of donors, NAD or NADP as acceptor. The record is from RefSeq and is a predicted model, not a curated record. Gene Ontology annotation, cellular component: cytoplasm. NCBI's taxonomy places the organism in Eukaryota, Metazoa, Arthropoda, Insecta, Lepidoptera, Plutellidae.
UCAUUCAACUCCUAUAUUCCAUUUACGGUCACACAACGAAAUGGAGGAAAGGAGUCUAAAAAAUAAAGUAGUGGUAAUAACUGGAGGUGCUACGGGCAUCGGUCUACAAAUAGCUGACAACUACCUCAAACAUGGUGCAAAACUGGUCAUCUUACUCGAUAUCAACGAGAAACAUGGAGCAGACGCCGUCAAAACCCUGACAACCAAACACGGGAGCAACAAAGCGGUCUUCAUAAAGUGUGACGUCACGACAGACCUGGAUACCGUCUCUAAGAAGAUUCUCGACACGUACACAACCGUGGACAUUCUGGUGAACAAUGCAGGUAUACUAGACGAGCAGGCUUGGAAGAAAUGCAUAGACAUAAACGUGACAUACCUCAUCGGUUGGGCCAUGAAGUUUUGGGACCACAUGCGAAAGGACAAUGGAGGGAAAGGAGGCACUAUUGUCAACCUGGCCUCCAUAUACGGCUACCGUGUGGAGCCCUACCUCCCCGUGUAUCAGGCGUCAAAGUUCGCAGUUCUCGGCUUCACCAGGUCUCUUGGCCACAGAGACAACUACAAGAAGACAGGAGUGAGGGUCGUGGCCAUCUGUCCAGGAUUCACGGAGACCAAUCUGACUGUUUCGCCGAAAACUUGGGAUGAUGUGUUCUUUUCGGUGGACUUUACCAAGUAUUUGAACGCGCAGGCUUGGCAGAAGGUGGAGGCGGUGGGUAAGGCUGCAGCUGAUGUUUUUGAAACUGCGGAAAGCGGCAGUGCUUGGCUGAUUGAAGGAGGAAGGCCGAUUGUUGAAGUUGUUAAUUGAUGUAUGUUGUAUUUGUUUGUAAUGUAGUUUUCCUCAAUUAAAUCCAUGUGGUUUAACGUUGGAAUAGC